Messenger RNA from Daphnia carinata, 1974 nucleotides. RefSeq names its product protein FAM151B-like. NCBI's taxonomy places the organism in Eukaryota, Metazoa, Arthropoda, Branchiopoda, Diplostraca, Daphniidae. The coding region runs from base 196 to 1278 and encodes 360 amino acids. The record is from RefSeq and is a predicted model, not a curated record. The transcript is spliced from 8 exons.
GUUGAUCAAGUGAUGUUCAUUCUGUCAGUCGCAUAUCCAUCUUUCUGACAGGAAGUUUUCAACUGGUUCAAUUUCGUGCUAAAAGUUUCAUAAUUCCCAAAGGAUUUGGGUGAAUGGCGAACAUGGGACGAUCUGAAAGGUUCUUACGGUGAAAUCCAACUGUCAAUCUCGUAGUUGUACUCGUCAUUUGCCAGAAUGCCACAUCGUUUGGUUAUGACAAUGUUUACGUUUUGGAUUGUCGUCCGAACCAGUGCCUUUUCAGUACAAAACCUCGAAAACACUAGCGACUUGACAAUUGAUAGAAUGGAAACAGUUGUGCAUGCGGCUAACCGAGCUUUUCCAUCGGUGGUAGAUAUUUACCCGGAAAUCGGAACUGAUCUAACCCAAGUGACCUGGGCCCAUGGAGUAGACACGAGAAAGAAACUCGAACGGGCCUUAAGGGGUAGCGUGAUGAUGAUAGAAGCCGACGUUUCUCUUGGCAAGUUGAAGGGCGAUCCUCAUUCCCCAAACAGACCAAUUAUGGCACAUCCACCAGUAACUGCUAGUGAUUUGACUCUGGAAACUUUUUUAGACAUGGUCCUCGACGAAUCCCAAUACAAAGGAAUUAAAUUAGAUUUCAAGAGUAACGACGUACUGGAACGAGCUCUCCAAAUAAUCAAAAGUAGAGAAAAUAGGAUUCGCGUUCCGCUUUGGCUAAAUGCAGACAUCAUUCAGGGACCAGUGAACGCUAUGUCAGAACCUUUAAAUGCGGAUAUGUUUUUGAGCCUCACGAAAUCCUACUUUCCAACCGCAGUCAUUAGCGUUGGAUGGACAACGAAAGUGGGGAAAGACGGUUCUUACACGUUCGACCAUGUUCGCAAAAUGAGAGAUGUCUUAACAGCCAAUCAAAUAACCGCUCCUGUAACCUUUCCGGUUCGUGCUGCCCUAGCAACAACUUUGGAAUCUCGGGAAAAUAUCUUAUGGCUCCUUAAUCAAAUACCAGGAAGUACGAUCACAAUUUGGAAUUCUUUUGGCGAUGAAGUAGAUGUGCCUGCGCUACUGGAUUUCAUAAACACGAUUGGCAAAGAGUUUAUCUACAUCGAUGUUCAACGCGGUUUGCGUUGUCAGAUCUCGCGCUACAGGGCAUUCAGGUCUGCAUCAUCUUGGUUGCUCAACACUUUAGCGAUCGCACGAACUGGUAAAUUUUCAGCUGGUGCAGGUUUUUUAGCCCUGAUCACGUACGUGACGUGCAUGACUUCUUUCUUCCCAUGGAACGCGGAUUCGUACACUAGCCAAUAAAUUGUGGUCCAUACCAAAUGAAAUUCGCAAACAGCGUAGUACAUACAAUAAGACAAAAUAUUUAUUUCAAUAUUGAAACAUUAUCUAAAUUUCCAAUUGUGUGCUGAAAGAUUAUGACGCAUUUGACGAGCGCUCAUUGCAACAUAUCCGUGCUGUUCUCCUGAUGCUAAGAACGCUUUAAAUAUACAUUGCAUCUAAAAACGUUAUGUCCUCCCCUUUAUAAUACAUUGUUGUGUAACAUUAAGCACGUAAUUAUAUGUAACUUAUUUAGUUGUAGCCUGAAGGACUUUGCGGGCUGAGGCCGUUAUAAACAAUUAUUGUUUCCCCAAUCUGUUUUUAAAAAAUGCGUAUUGUAUGGUGAUGUUUAUACGCUGUUUUCUACAUUUCUGAGUACGUUGUGGCAUUAACUUUCAUUGUUAUGUUAGCCCUAGGUUUGGAAUUUUUAUUUAAGUAUAUGGACUCCAUUGCCUACCGAUAAAGUGACCACGAACUUGAUUCGCUGAGGGCUGAAGGAUGGCCCCCUGGCCAUCAAACAAGCCGCUUUCACUCUCUCUUUCUCUUUUGACCAACCGACUAGCUUCGAACCAAAUUCUACUCAUGCUCAAUCGUCAGAGUAAGGAAAGUGUUUUCUUUCGUUCUGUAUUUUUCUACAUUUUGUUGAAUACCUACCGUAAUAGAUAGAAAGUGUUCAGUCGA